Molecule: messenger RNA, 1321 nt
Organism: Coffea eugenioides
Lineage: Eukaryota; Viridiplantae; Streptophyta; Magnoliopsida; Gentianales; Rubiaceae
Exons: 1
Coding region: 355-1116 (253 amino acids)
Source: RefSeq, a predicted model, not a curated record
AAAAAGGGGGCCUGCGAAUCAGAUGCAGUUGACUCCUCAAACAAAACUAGAACCACAAGCCAAUAACUGAUCGAGCGUUCCCCAGACUGCAGUUAGAUGCCACGUAACUGGGACACUGUACCCCCAUAGAACUCUGCCUGACUGCCAUUUGUAACGUACUCCUUAUCACAGAAACAAAUCUUCCGCGACCGACCCCUUUUCACAAUCUCUGAAACCAUUUAACUCUUCCUCUUUCUCUAGUUCCAGAAACACAGAAAAGCAGCCGCAGAAGCCUUCAAUUUCUCGUCCAAAAAUAGUGAAAUUAAUAGGUGAUAUUUUCCCAAUAUCAGACGAGUACAGAAAGUGCAAAGAAAAAUGUCAGGUGGGGUUGGUCCAAGCAGUGACAUAAGGCUGCCGAAAGAAGAAGAAGAAGAAGAAAUUCAUCAACGGAAGGCUAGUUUUCCCAAGGAAGGGGGCACUCAAAGUCAAAAGCCUCCUCAGCCCUCCCGAAGAGGGUUCUUCACUUUUCGGCAGCUAAAUGCGCUGGCUGUGAUUAUCGUUCUCUCAGGUAGUGGAAUGGUCAGUAUCGAAGAUUUCGCUUUUGUAAUCUUUUCUCUAGUCUACAUAUACUUCAUAUCAAGGGUUGCCUUUCCAAAUCAUUCCCCCUACGCGGAUCCCCCUGUCUUCGGCCAAAGAAACAGGAUCCUAAGCCUUUACGUUUUUAUCGGAGCAUUAGUCGGAUUGCUUUUCCCAAUAGCAUAUAUUUUCCAUGGGAUUUUCGAGGGAGACAAGGAGGGGAUCAAGGCUGCCGCACCCCAUGUUUUUCUCCUUUCCGCUCAGGUUUUCAUGGAAGGGGUGUCUUUCAGCGGUGGGUUUGCGCUCCCUAUUCGAGUUUUUGUCCCCGUUUUCUAUAAUGCGAGGAGGAUCUUCACUAUUGUGGAGUGGUUGAGCAGUGAGAUUUAUAAGGUGGAAAUGGAAUAUGGUGGCAGUGCUAGAAGGGUGUAUAUUGGGAGAGCUCUUGCUGUGGCUAAUAUGGCCUUUUGGUGCUUCAAUUUGUUUGGAUUCUUGUUGCCUGUUUACCUUCCCAAGGCCUUCAAGAUAUAUUAUUCUUCUUCUGUCCGCAAGGCUAAGGACUAAUCUGACCGAGUAAGAGGGGAAUAUGGAUUUCUGUCUGUUAUUUUAAAUGCUUUUAGUUUCUAACGUCAUUAGUGGAACCAGUGUUAGUUUUUCUUUUUAUCCUGUUGCACGUUCCUUUUGGGUUUAGACGGUUGGGCAAUUGGCCUUGUUUGGAUUGCCGUUUCCGUCGAAAAAUUACGUCAUUUUUCGUGAUCACAUUUCCCUA